Messenger RNA from Plenodomus lingam JN3, 495 nucleotides. RefSeq lists its product as uncharacterized. The record is from RefSeq and is a predicted model, not a curated record. Lineage: Eukaryota; Fungi; Ascomycota; Dothideomycetes; Pleosporales; Leptosphaeriaceae.
AUGCACGCCAAGACCAUCUUCGCCGCGACUUUUGUCGCCCUCGCUCAGUUCGCUGUCGCUUCGCCUCCGGGCUGCCUCCUCGGCGCUGUCAACUCCUACGAGGACCCGGCGGACAUCGAGGCCGUCUGCAAGGACAAGGAUCUCAGCAGCAAGAUUGAGAAGAUCUGCGGUGACGAUGCGUCUGCCGCCAUGAGCGCCAUGGCCGAUAUCUGCAAGGAAAAGGGCGUCAAAGUUGACACCGCCUCCAAGUCCCCAUCUCCCUCCAAGACAGGAUCCGGCGCCCACGCCGCCGGCACCGCGAGCGCAGGCAUCUACCCAACCGGCAGCGGCGGUAACUCGACCGUUCCCACCGUCACCGGUGGCCCUGCUGCUCCCCCCGGCGGCGCUGCGACUGGUACUUCCACCGGCGAUGUCCCCGGGCAAGCCGGCGCUGCUAGUCGCUUGGAGAUGGGUGUUGCUGCCAUCUUGGCUGGAUUCGUCGCCGUCGCUUUGUAG